Molecule: messenger RNA, 180 nt
Organism: Maudiozyma saulgeensis
Lineage: Eukaryota; Fungi; Ascomycota; Saccharomycetes; Saccharomycetales; Saccharomycetaceae
Source: the annotation of a GenBank genome assembly
AUGCAUUUGAUGUACACUUUAGACAACGAAGGUAAGAGAGUUUACACUUUAAAGAAAAUUGCCGAAGAUGGUGAAAUUACUAAGUCUGCUCAUCCUGCUAGAUUCUCCCCAGAUGACAAGUAUUCUAGACAAAGAGUUACUCUAAAGAAGAGAUUCAACAUCCUGCCUGGUCAAAAUUAA